AUGUCAUCUGACGGCAUCCUCACCGUUACUGUACCAAAGACAACAUCGGGAUCGAAGGCCAGUGCGGUUUCUGAAGCGUCAACAUCUCAGGUUUCCCAGACUUCAUCUCAAAACACAGAAGAAAAACAAACUCUCACAAAGAAAGCACACAGUCAAGCAAGGACGCAGUGGACGACCAGUGGCUUCCCAUCUCCUCGAAGGUCAGUUUUCUCUGAUUCCUUCUUCGAAGACGUCCGUAAGGACUUCGAAACGGCUGUCAAUGAAGUCCUCAGCAGGCAUGACAUCAUGAGGAGUGCCAACGACGAACUCUCCUGCUACCGAAGUCUCCGGGAACGUGAGCUCAAGGAUGAGACUCAGGCGAUGAAGACCACGGAAGAUCAACACGGAUUUAAGGUGGUGUUGGACGUUCACGACUUCAUGAACGAAGACGUCAAAGUGAAGGUGGUGGACAACAAGGAGGUGGUGGUGGAAGGUCGUGCGGAGAAGAACGACGGAACCUUAAGGUCAAGCAAGAGCUUCUGUCGACGCUUCACUCUUCCUGGCGCAGUGGACAUGAAUGCUGUCACCUCAGCCAUGUCCUCCGACGGUGUCCUCACCAUCACUGCGCCUAAGAUUGCAAAUAAGAAAGGCACUCAAAAUAACACCACAAUAAAAACGCCCGACAUGCAUUCGACUAUCAUGCUCAAUAUAACAGUUUAUCAAAACACUGAGUAUAAUGCCAAUACUGAAAAUAUUACCGUAUAG
Penaeus vannamei (Pacific white shrimp) is the source of this 744-nucleotide messenger RNA. The record is from RefSeq and is a predicted model, not a curated record. NCBI's taxonomy places the organism in Eukaryota, Metazoa, Arthropoda, Malacostraca, Decapoda, Penaeidae.